UGCCUCCCAAAGUGCUUCAGAUUUGUUCCAGCCUGGCAAAUCUGAAAGCCCACCGAGACUGCAGGCUCAGUCUUUCCAGUUUCUCCUCCGCAAUCUCUCUCUAGCAUCUUCCCUGUCAAAACGAUGGCAGGCCGUUUCGUACGCUCUUCAAAAUAUCGGCACGUGUUCGGCCGCCCGACUCGCAAGGAACAAUGCUAUGACAACGUGAGGGUAUCGAAGAAUGCUUGGGACACGAACUUGAUCAAGGCCAAUCCAGAAUACCUCGCCCUCAAUUGGGAUAGCAGCGGCGGUGGUGCGUUUGCCGUCAUCCCUACGAAAGAGAAAGGCCGCCUGCCCGAACGUAUCCCGCUCUUCCGAGGACAUACCGCCGUGGUUUUGGACACAGAUUGGAACCCUUUCAAUGACUCGUUGAUUGCUUCGGGGUCGGAUGAUGGCAAGGUCUUCCUAUGGCGAGUUCCGGACGACUUCACACUGCAUCUCGACAUUCCCGCAGAUGAGAUCCAGGACAUUGCCCCAGUGGGCAAACUUAGCGGCCACCCAAAGAAAGUGGGCCACGUGCUCUUCAAUCCCGCCGCUGAGAAUAUCCUGGCAUCUGCGGCUGGAGAUUUUACGAUCAAGAUAUGGGAUAUCGAGUCCGGUUCGUCCAAGUUGUCGCUCAAGGUCGGCGAGGUGAUUCAGUCUUUAUCAUGGAGUGCGAAUGGUUCCCUUUUGGUCACGACCUCCCGAGACAAAAAGUUGAGGAUAUGGGACACAAGACAAGAAAAACCCGUGCAUGAAGGGCCAGGCCACGCAGGCGCCAAAAACAGUCGCGCCGUGUGGAUGGGGGAACACGAUCGCAUCGCCACAACUGGCUUUUCCAGAAUGAGUGACCGUCAGCUUGCGCUUUGGGACGUCCGGAACGCACAAGAACCCAUCGAUGGAUUCCAAAUGCUUGACUCGAUAUCAGGCGUGUGUAUGCCUUUCUGGGACGAAGGCACCCAGUGUCUAUUCCUUGCAGGCAGGGGUGACGGAAACAUCCGUUACUACGAAUAUGAGCACGACAAGUUCGAAUAUCUGUCCGAGUACAAAUCGUCAGAUCCUCAACGUGGAGUGGCCUUCAUCCCCAAGAGGGGAGUCAACCUACAUGAGAACGAGGUUGCUCGAGCGUACAAGACGGUCAAUGACAAUUACAUUGAGCCUAUUUCUUUUAUUGUGCCUCGAAGAGCAGAAACGUUUCAGGAGGACAUCUACCCCCCUACUGUUGGUCUGAAGCCAGCCAUGAGCAGCAAAGAAUGGCUUGAUGGCGCCGAGGGAUUGCCACCAAAGAUUUCCAUGGAAAGUUUGUAUGAGGGUACGGGUAUCAAAGAGGUUGCAGCAGAUGAGGCGAAGCCAGUCAAAAAGGCACCCGAGCCGGUCAAGGCUGUCGAAACUAAGAAAGAAGUUCCCGAGUCGAUACCAGAACCGACCCCGACGACAAUCCGAUCUCCUCCUCCAUCGAUGAAGGAACAAGGUGCCACAAUGAUGGGUGCUGCAGACAAAUUUAAAGACACCGAACCUACAGAAGGAGAGGAUGACGAGUCAGAUUUCGAGGAGGUCCAGAAGCCCGUGGAACGAACGACUGCGGCCAAACACGCCGUCCCUGAGGAGAAGAAGGAGCAGUCUCCCACACCCGCAGCGAGUAAAGUAUGGGAAGAUGUCGAGGACCCUGAGCCCGCUCCAAAACACAAGAUGACCGAAUCGGAAAUGCCAGAAGAACAAACCGUCGAAGCGGGGGAAGCCUCGAAUGUGGCCGAGGCGACCCCUCCGUCAGAUUCCGUGGAGCGUGAAAUGAAGAACAUGAAGGCUAUGAUUGCCCAGCAGUCCCGGCAACUGAGCAGUCUGACCAAGACGGUAACAGAACUGGUUGCGGAAGUGAAAGCUUUGAAAGGGUCAUAGAUGGUCGGAUUGGACACAUCGUCACUUGACAUUUAGCGAGCCGAGUCAAAAAGCCAUAACCACUUUCACCUCUUUCGCCUCUUUCCACUGUCACCCCUUGUCUGAUCGUGCUGACAGCGCUAUUCGUACUCCAUGCAGUUGAAAGUGUUUGAAGAAGGUGGACUAAUCAGCAGGCAGUGUGGCACACCGCCACGGACACCUUUGAUUGUGUUUCAGACCAUCCCACAAUCAGGCUGUCCCUAUCAAAAGACGAAAGUGGCAAUCCUGGGAAUGCAGAACGAGCAUAACGAGAGCAUAUCUUCACAGGACCAUGCCGCUUUCGAUCAAGGCCCUUGCUUCAUCCCGUCAAACUUCCCAUUCUGUCUAGUCAGAGAUGGAUUCCCGGAAUCGUCUCAAGAAAUACGAUGCUAUUCUUCCAUACAUAGCUCCCCUGAGAUCAAAGAUGG
Molecule: messenger RNA, 2360 nt
Organism: Cladophialophora immunda
Lineage: Eukaryota; Fungi; Ascomycota; Eurotiomycetes; Chaetothyriales; Herpotrichiellaceae
Exons: 7
Coding region: 124-1914 (596 amino acids)
Biological process (GO): actin filament organization
Molecular function (GO): actin filament binding
Source: RefSeq, a predicted model, not a curated record